Molecule: messenger RNA, 609 nt
Organism: Ipomoea triloba (trilobed morning glory)
Lineage: Eukaryota; Viridiplantae; Streptophyta; Magnoliopsida; Solanales; Convolvulaceae
Exons: 6
Coding region: 96-428 (110 amino acids)
Source: RefSeq, a predicted model, not a curated record
CCCCUUUUUGUCUUAUUGUAAUUUUAUUUAAGCCUGUUGGUCUCAUAUUUGGCUCUUUUCAAAUAAAGUCCCCAACAGGCAUAUCUACAAAGCUAAUGCACAUAAAGAAACAGACACCAUUGUGGGAAGGUGAAGAGAUCGAGGCCAUGGCAGAAUAUAAAGACUCUAAAGAAUACUCUGCUUCCUCCCAAUAUCAUCAGGCUACUUCUGAGGGUAGCAAAUAUGGAGUCCUGAUGCCUAAAAAGCCCUUGAUCUCCAAGGACAAUGAAAGGGCCUUCUUUGAUUCUGCUGACUGGGCUUUGUACAAGCAAGGUGCCGGAGUGAACCAGAAGUCAACAGUGGCUAUAGAAACAUUGCGUCCAAAGCUACAGAGAACACCUCAUCAGCAACUGCCGCCUCGAAGACCAGCUUGUACAUCUGGAAGCUAGGGACAACCUCGUACGUGAUCGAGCUCCUAAACGCUAAUCUGUGUGCUCUGCUUUUUGGUGAAACUUAUUUGAGAUUCGGUGAAUAUAUAUGUGUGUGCAUGGUUCUUGAUCUGUAUGUACUAUCUUUCCAAACGCUAGAUACAACAAGAAUUCACAAAUCAAUCAAUCCACCAUUUGCCUA